AUGGAUAAAAAAAAUAUUGUUGUUCGAAAGAAAUCUAACGAAACGGGGAAUAUAGAUGAAACACAAAUUCCAACAAACGUUGUUCGAGAUAUUUUCCAUGAAAUGUUUUCAAAACAGCAGAAAGAUAUCUUUAAGCUUAUAAGUGGUAACCUAAAAAUAACUAACGAUAAAAUAAACGAGGUACUUGAUGAAAUACAUAAAUCAAAACAAAUUUGCGACUCAUUAAAAAAGGAAAACGAAAAGGUAAACAUUAAACUUAAAGAAAUUACAGAGAAAGUAAGAAUCUUAGAAAAGACAAAUAAAGAUAUCGAAGAAAGCUUAACAGUUACACAAGACAUCCAAGAAAAAAAGGUAUGCGAAUUAGAAAAGAAAAUUAAAAACAAAAAUAUUAUAGGCGAGGAGGAAAAGAAUAAACUACGACAGCUAGAAGAUAGACUCAGAAGGAAUAAUCUUCGCAUCGACGGGCUACCCGAAAACGAUCAAGAAACCUGGGAUGAAACUGAAAAGAAAUUAUUGAUUUUAUUUGAAAACAAAUUAAAUAUUAGGAACAUGGUUAUCAAAAAGUCAAAGAAAUAUUACUAUAUUGAGCAUUUAAUAAAACAUAAAAAUGAUCCAAAAAAAACUUGGGACACAAUUAAGGAAGUAAUUGGCACGAAACAAAAUGACGGAAAUAGUCUUCCUAUAAAACUAAACAUUAAAAAUAAAACUAUUACAAAUAAAUCUUUAAUUGCUGAAACACUUAAUCAGUAUUUUGUCAGUGUUGGUUUCACUUUAGCGUCGAAAAUAGAAACUACUGAAGUAAACUUUGAGUACUAUCUUACUCCUAAUAAGACCUCUAAGAUGGAUAAUUAUGAAAUUACUGAAAAGGAACUCUUAGAUUCAGUUUUGCGCCAUAAGCAAGCAAUGGAUAUAGUAUUCAUUGAUUCUGUUCAUCCUACUUCAGCCGAAUCAAUUCAAAAAUUUCAAUUCAACAAAAAAUUUUCGAAUAAUUCAGACGAAAAAAAGAAAAAUAAUUUAACUCGCAUACAACGUCGCACAAGAGAAAGAAAAGCCUUUAAAAAACUGAAGGAUACUGUUCCAACUUUAAGAGAAAAGCGUAAAUGGACAAAUCGUUUAGAUAUAAUUAAGCAUACUUGUGACUACAUUAAAGAGUUACAGAAGUUGCUGGAAAGUUUACGCGAGAAGAAUAAAAAGCAGCAGGAAAGCUUUAAAACAUUGAUUGACUAA
Messenger RNA from Hydra vulgaris (swiftwater hydra), 1227 nucleotides. The record is from RefSeq and is a predicted model, not a curated record. Lineage: Eukaryota; Metazoa; Cnidaria; Hydrozoa; Anthoathecata; Hydridae.